AUGAAACGGUUAAGGCUGGAACGCUGGUCUGGUCAACUGACCCAGGCCCAGUCGCAAAUCCGAUGUCGACCCUGCCUCACCGCGAGGCAGAACCUCCUGAGAUCUCUCCCCGGCUCGGCUGCGGCGGAACACUUGACCCCUACCGUUGAGGGUAGCCAAAGCCCAUAUCCGUCACCCCUUCCUGAAGCGGCCCUCGAGUCUGCAAAGCUCGCCGCGCUCCACGCACGUCUUUGCCUCUCCUCAAAACUCCCACUUCAGACUCUUGCUCGCGCAUUAGUUGAUCCUACCGCCGAUGAGAAUCCUAGCUUCAACAAUCUCCGCCUUGCCUACCUCGGCGGCACAGUCAUCAACUACCAUGCCUCGGAAUGGCUCAUCGCGAAAUACCCUAGGCUCCCAAUGUCUGUCCUCUUCGAGGCUAUGCGCGGAUACGCUGGCAGCGAAUCCCUUUAUCACGUCGGCAAGGGGUGGGGCGUGGAAAGCGCUGCGGCCCCUGGCGGGGAGGUAGAUCCCGGUCUUCUCCAAUGGUCCGACGACAUCUCGAAGAGCGUCACUCAUCAAAUGUGGGGAUAUGUGCGUACGGAGGCAAACAAACUUGACAAGUUCAAAUGGCGGCGAGGCUGGAGCAGCCGAGUCAUCUAUGACGACCCCUUCGGCGACACCGUUCACGUUAACCAGCACAAGGAGAACUCUUCUACUCCCCAGCUACCCAGCGCAAUUAUUGCCGAAAAGAAGACACAAUACGAGUUCCUCCGGAAUAACGCCUACUCAGGCUUCGUCCGAGCCCUUGUUGGCUCCAUCUACCUCCACUGUGGCCGAGAGAUGGCCAAGGCAUUUGUCAAGGCCCACAUCCUCUCGCGCAACCUUGAAGUAGACAAGAUGUUCACUUUCCACGCCCCUCUCAUCGAACUCUCCAAGCUCUGUGCUAGAGAAGGUUUUGAUCGGCCCGUCGCGCGCCUAGAAAGCGAAACUGGACGUUUAUCGAGGACCCCGGUUUACGUCGUUGGCAUCUACAGCGGCAAGGACAAGCUCGGAGAAGGUGUAGGCCCCAGCCUCAACUUUGCCAGGUGGAAGGCCUCAAUGAACGCCCUGAAGGCCUGGUACCUGUAUAGUCCGAGCGCAGAACCCCGCGUACCGAGCGACAUGCUGGUCGAGGGAGCGAAAGCUUGGCAAGCCCCGUACGUUGAUAUUGGCGAGGUAAUGCUCUCUAUCCAGUUCCUCAAGUCUGCUCUAGAGGUUGACGCCAAUGAAGACGUGGAUCAAAGCCGCCAACGACGUCGAGGCAGUUCCGCAGGACAACCUCUCAACAGAUCAAUCCGUGGACCCCUCCAGCUUAUAUCUCUUCACCCGGAGCAAGUCGAGGAGCUAGUCAUUGUCAAACCCUCAACAUCGACCUACUGUCAAAGUAAGACAAAUGGCGCCAACUCCUUCAACGAUGAAGGCCGUCGUGGUCUUACCGCAUGGACGUUUGUCCGCGAGGCUGGUGGGGUCCAACCUGGCGACUGGGUGCUCGUCCACGCGGCGGCCGGUGGCGUGGGUGGCCUUUUGACGCAGAUGCUCAAGGCCGUUGGGGCAAAGGUGAUCGCGACGGCGAGCACAGAGGAGAAAUGCGAACUUGCCAAGAGCUACGGGGCCGGGUGGGUCAUCCAGUCAAAGGACGAAGACCUGGUGAAAAGGGUUAAGGACAUCACGGAUGGGCAUGGCGUUGAUGUCAUUUUCGAUGGUGUCGGCAAGGCCACCUUUGACGGCGAUCUUGAAAUGAUUGCACGCAAGGGAACGCUGAUUGUUUUCGGAAAUGCUUCCGGACCCGUUCCUCCCUUUGACAUUCUUCGGCUUGGUGCCAAGAAUGUCAAGGUUGCCCGGCCCGUUGUGAACAAUUAUGUCGCCACCCGCGCGGAAUUUGAAAAGUAUGCGGGCGUGCUUUUUGACCUUGUCGUUGCUGGAAGGGUGGUUGUCAAGGUACACGAUGUCUAUUCGCUCGAAGAGGCCACCAAGGCACACCAGGAUCUAGAAGGGAGGAAGACUACUGGGAAGUUGUUGAUCAAGUGCGAUUGA
Messenger RNA from Parascedosporium putredinis, 2052 nucleotides. The record is from the annotation of a GenBank genome assembly. NCBI's taxonomy places the organism in Eukaryota, Fungi, Ascomycota, Sordariomycetes, Microascales, Microascaceae.